AUGGCGGUCGUCGUCACCGUCCUGACAGUGUACGGCUUGGUGGUGGGCAAUUCUCCGCUCGAGCUCUUGAUCCUUGAGCAACCCCUCGACGUGGUGCCAGAGCAGCUCUAUCGUCGGCAGUUGGUUCCGUCUCUCAUUUCCGCCUGGCUGGUCAAUUGCGUUUUGGGCGAGCUGUUCUUUUGGGUGUUAAACGCCAGCUUGCGGGCCAAGAACCAGGCCGCUCAAGCCGUUGUCAGCACCACGGCGCGCUUGCGUCGGGCGGGCCUCAUCCUUUUAGCCCUCACCAUGAGCGCCUACACAGCUGUCUUGCUCCACCACCAUCCGAGGAACUGGCCCACCACGGACCGGGAUAUUCCCGAGCCUCUAACCGGCGCUGGACGGCUCGCCGCCCAGGGUCUCGCGGCAGGCGUGCAUUUACUUGCGACCUGGCGCCUGGUCACCACCGCAUUUGUCCAAUGGUCGGCCCUGCAUGGGUCGGCACGACGCUACGACCUGGCUUCGUUGCCCGUCGCUGCCAAUGCAACUUCACUGCCGCGGGAGCGAUGCGCAGCGGCUGUAGAUCGCUACCAAGGCUCAGCCGACGGAGGGAGCAGCCAGAUGAGUAGCAGCACGUUUAGAUUUCACCCCGAGCGGGUGCCCGCCGAGGGACCGAGCAUCAAAGAGGCUUGGCUUGCCCAAGCCCAGGCCGGUGCGGACACCACAUCCUCGCGGAAUAUGGGCUCAUUGCGGUCCAAAGACCGCACUCCCAAUCCUUUUGAUUGGUCCAAGUUUCCUGAUGACGACGAGGAUGCAAAUGCGGGGAAAGCAAACGACCCUAGUCCUGCUACAGACGCACACCGGCCGCCCAGCAGCGGAUCCAAGGGAGGCUCUCUGGGUCGAAUGGGCCGAAAACAGCGCGGGCGGCGCUCACCGUCAGCCCAGCACAAGGGCGAGCCUGUCUACGACCAGGCCUGGCCUGAGAGCGACCUUGGAAUGCCAAGCCGGGCUGAUGGGCAAUUCCCGGGUGGACUGAACGUGCCUGGCAGGGGAAGAAGAGCUUGUGAGGAGGACGACGAGGAUGAGUUUGCCGGAUCCGGGGGCAGUCGGCCGCUGACACCCGUGCACACGUCGCAGUCACGCCCACGCAGCGACCGCACUUCCAAGGCUAGUAGCGCCGUCUACCAGGCCGUAGGGGACGAUGGACCAGAGGUCCUGUAUGAGGUGGUGGAGCCAGGUACUGGGGUGGCAAUUCAACUAGGCCGGGUUGAUCGGGACGAUAGUGCCUUUUUGCACCGCGACAACAGCAACCAGGAGCAGAUUCUGCGCAACACCUCGGCUUAUGCUUGCUUGUUGAACAAGAACGUCGUCAUUGAGCACAUCCGCGCCAAGCGAUCCAAGCCGGGCCUCAAGGCACAGCACAAGACCGGUCUCGUCUUGCAGGCAAACAUGUGUCGAGGCCGGUUGCGCAAUGCCACCGUCGGCUCGGACCGGGUCGAGAUCUAUCCAAACCAACUUGCAGGUGGCACCUUUGCUGCUGACGUGCAAACUGCGGGUUCAACCUGCCUGCUGAUCCAGUCGGCAUUGCCAUUGGCGCUGUUUGCCCCCGAACAGGUCGAGCUGCAGCUGCGAGGAGGCACCAACGCGGAGAUGGCCCCGCAGGUUGAUUACUUUGAGCGUGUGUUUGUUCCUUUGCUCGAAAAGUUUGGGGGCCAUUGCGAUUGCCGUGUGGUCACACGUGGAUUCUUUCCCAAAGGGCAAGGCGAGGUGCAUCUGUCUGUGCCGCCUGUGCCGCGCCUGCACGGGAUGGAGUUGCUGGAGCGGGGUGAGGUGGCGCGAGUUACAGGCCUGAGCUAUGUGGCAGGACCGAUUCCCGACCGUGUGGCUCGCGAAAUGGCCGCUGCAGCGCGCCGUGCCCUACGUGCACAAUACCCAGACCUGGAGGUGAACAUUGAGGAGCAGCGCGCCGCCAAUGCCGUGGGUGCUGGCACGGGCAUUGUGCUGGUGGCUGAGACCUCAACGGGAUGUCGACUGGGCGGCUCGGCUUUGGGUAAGCGAGGUGUACCGGCAGAGAAGGUGGGCCGCGCUGCAGCCCAGGAACUGUUGGCGGGCAUCAACGCAGGUGGCUGCGUGGACGAAUACGCAGCUGACCAGAUCAUCAUUCUCAUGGCCCUGGCGUCGGGCACAUCACGGGUCAGGACGGGUCCAUUGAGCUUGCAUACGGAGACGGCAAUUCACUUGGCGCGUGAGCUCUCUGGAGCCAAGAUUUCGGUCUCAUCAGCCGAGGACCCGCACUUUCCAGAGGCGCGCGUGAUUGAGUGCCACGGCAUCGGUUUUACCCCGGACAUGCGGGCCGCCUCUAAUCCUUGA
Messenger RNA from Monosiga brevicollis MX1, 2346 nucleotides. RefSeq lists its product as uncharacterized. The transcript is spliced from 6 exons. Bases 1 to 2346 code for a protein of 781 amino acids. Gene Ontology annotation, cellular component: nucleus. Gene Ontology annotation, biological process: RNA processing. Gene Ontology annotation, molecular function: RNA-3'-phosphate cyclase activity. The record is from RefSeq and is a predicted model, not a curated record. Lineage: Eukaryota; Choanoflagellata; Craspedida; Salpingoecidae.